CUUGCCCGGUUUCGGUGACCUCCUCGGCAAGAAAAUUGAGAGUUAUUUACGUGCAGCAGAAGAGAGAGGACCGACAAAAUUUCAAAGAGAAUCCUGAAAGAGAGAAUGGAUCGGGAGGAGGAUCGUUUGAAACAAGAGUUGGAGGAAUUGCAGGGACAGCUUCGGAAGAAGCUAAAGUUCGAGGAGGCGGUCUUCACCCUCAAGUCUCUACUCCGACACCGUUACCCCUCUGCAUCUCCCUCUCUCCGCCAAUUGUUUUACUCUCUGAUAUGCCGGGUUGCAACCGUUUUAAAGACGAGAUACACGGCACCCGGUUUCUGGCUCGCGGGAUUGGGGCUUUUUGAGGAGGCUGAAUCCCUGCUCUCUGUUCCUUCUGAGAAGGAGCACUUGAAGGCGUGCAUUGUGCAGGCUAGGGAGCACUUGCACCAAUUAAGUAAUCCUUCCGAGGCUUCAGAAUCAGCACAAAACAUGUCAAGUGGAGGGUAUCUUUUUGAGGGGCAUCUCACAGUGGAUCCUGAGCCACCACAGCCUCAGUGGCUGGUGCAAUCAAACCUCUUGACUACGGCUGCUACACUCUUUGCCGCUGAGUCUUCUCAAGGUCUGGAAGAAAACAACCCCACGACAGAAAAUGCUGCUAGUCUGCUUCAAGAGCUAAUGAGCAGGCUAGGGGAUGUUUUGCCAUUGAUCCCAGAAAAUGAUGCCAUGCCCCGAAUAGCGCCACCUGCCAGUAAGGAAGUUGUUGCAAAGCUUCCAGUCAUUACUGUUACAGAGGAAAUCCUGGCCAAGCUCGGAAAAGAGGCAGAGUGCGCUAUUUGCAAGGAGAACUUGGUUGUUAGCGACAAGAUGCAAGAGUUGCCUUGCAAGCACACAUUCCAUCCUCCCUGUCUAAAGCCAUGGCUGGAUGCUCAUAAUUCUUGUCCAAUUUGUCGCCAUGAGUUACAAACUGAUGAUCAUUCCUAUGAGAGUUGGAAGGAGCGGGAAAAGGAGGCUGAAGAAGAGAGGAAAGGCGCUGCAAAUGCUGUUAGAGGUGGUGAAUACAUGUAUGUCUAAAGUGUUGUACUUGUAGAUGUGGCUUUGUGGUGGUGCUAUUGACUCGCUUGUGUUGGUUAAAUUUCAAACAGUCUAGACCACACGUGGUUAUAGAUUUUAGAAAUAAGUUCUCGUCA
Juglans microcarpa x Juglans regia is the source of this 1166-nucleotide messenger RNA. RefSeq names its product E3 ubiquitin-protein ligase AIP2. The transcript is spliced from 5 exons. NCBI's taxonomy places the organism in Eukaryota, Viridiplantae, Streptophyta, Magnoliopsida, Fagales, Juglandaceae. Bases 106 to 1050 code for a protein of 314 amino acids. Gene Ontology annotation, biological process: protein ubiquitination. The record is from RefSeq and is a predicted model, not a curated record. Gene Ontology annotation, molecular function: ubiquitin protein ligase activity. Gene Ontology annotation, cellular component: cytoplasm.